AUGGCCAACAUAUUGCGUACCAUUCUAUCACACGACAAGGAGUUUGAAUUACCUGCAGAUGUCCUGGAACGUCUAUUGUCCGUUUGUGAGAAGAUAGCUGUUUCGCGCAAAGAUGCUGUUUCUACGAAAGCACAUGAGGAAGCAACAAAUGCCAUAGGUUUCUGCGCCACAACAAUGAGUUCAUCAAUUUAUGAUAAGGUUUGUUCUAUCGAGAUUAUCGGUAUGGUUAGAAUUAUCUUUGGAGUUUCUCAUUUUUUGCUUCCAAUUAAGUUGUCAGCGGUACUCUAUUCAAUCGGAAACGGCCCUCCUCAACCAGAAGUUCAGCUUAUAGUAGGGUCAGCGCUCUUUGAUGUUGCGCUUGGGCCUUACUCAACCUCUCGAAGAAACUUGUAUCUGACUUUGGAGGAAGAUUUUGAGCUGAGCUCGCUUACUAGUGAAAUACAAGACAAUUGUGAGAAGCGACUGGCUCAGAUAUUCUCAAAAAUUUUUGACGAGAAGCUGUCAUCCUUGAAUCAUCAUGAACGACGUUCGGCUUUAAUAUGGUUACUCGUCAUUGUUCGAAGGAGUUUCAAGGCUCGUGCCAGUCUAUUAGCAGGGAUGCUGGACAAAAUCCAGACUGGUUUCGCCAUGGGUCUCGCAGAAAACGACGAUUUCACCCAGGAUGUAGCGUCAAGUGGAAUCGGUUUGGUCUACGAAAUGGCAUCCGGUGACCAGCGAAAGGCACUGGUCAAUGAUCUUAUUUCACGAAUAUCCGAUGGAAAGCCGUUCUCGACUACUAAAGUGGAUUCCAACACAGAAAUCUUCACUAAAGAACAACAGAUCACUGGUCCUGAUGGGUUAGGUGCAGCCUUGGGUUUUGCGGCUGUGCUAGAGGAAGCCAGCAGCGAAUUUGAACCAUUCAUUGGUCAGCUAGUACCGAAGCUGUUUAGAUAUCGGUACGAUCCGGAUUUGAAAGUCAGACAAUCGAUGCGUUCCAUUUGGACCGUGCUUACAGCAUCGCGUAGAGGACUUGUACGUGCCCAUUUACUUUUUCUGUAA
Molecule: messenger RNA, 1038 nt
Organism: Ostertagia ostertagi
Lineage: Eukaryota; Metazoa; Nematoda; Chromadorea; Rhabditida; Trichostrongylidae
Source: the annotation of a GenBank genome assembly